CAAUGUCAAUUCAUCUAUCCCACAAACCGCCUCGAAUGCCCAUGGGCGACCUGCUCUCCGCUCCCCGCCUCCAGCUUGGUUAAUCAAUCCUCGGGCAGUUCUAGCACCAAUGUAGGUGCGAUCGCAGGAGGCGCCAUUGGCGGCCUCGUUGCCAUCGCUGCCGUUACAUAUCUGGUCUGGAGGUUCUGUGUCAGGACGAGGCGGCAGCCGAUUGAGCAGGAGGUGUGGGUGGAAGAAAACGUCAAGGUUCCUGAGAUUGAAGCUGCCCCGCGCCGCGACAACCGCACUUCUACACAUACCGUUCAGUCGAUAGCAUCGACUGUCCUCACGCGGGCUUCCAACAUUAUCCAGAUCGCAUACAUUCCCGGCGUCACCAACCGCGCGGCCAACACAUCGCCUACACUCCUCGUUCCCCCAGUACCGCCCAUCCCGAUCGCCAUAUCACAAGCAAACAGUCCUGCUGCGACAGAGGAUCAACACUUUUUCGUCCCCGGCGGCCUGCGCGACUCCACAUACUCUGGUCUCUCUGCUUAUACGGACCGUACCUCGUUUGCUCGGACGUCCUACGCGCCGCGGUCCAGUGUUGCGUCAACUAUUUAUGGCAAGAAUGCUGUCAUCGUCGCUCCAGCCCAGACCGGUAUGAUGACUAGGCCUGCCAUGGUCAGCGUGAGGUCUGCUCACUCGAACGGCUCGAAUGGCAGCUCGACUCCUCCAGUCCCGGCCGUUGACUACGACAAGUACAACAACCUUAUUCGACCUCCGAGCCCCGCAAACAGCACAUUCAGUGUGGGGUCGACGUUUUUGAACAACGCCAGCGCUCAUACCGCUACCCCUGCACGCGCCAUGGUCGUCCGUGUGGGGAGUAUAAAGAAGUCGACGCUGGGCAGACCGAGGAUAGCCGAGGAAACCGUAUCUUCACCCAGCGAGUCUUCAACCGUCCGCGACUCCAAUGCCGCCACUAUCAUCAUUGACUCGCCGGCCUCGGAUCAAGGGCCUUUCAGGGAUCCUCCAGAGCGGUCAGCGAGCCAAAGCACGACGAGUCUCAGUGCCGUGAUCGAGGAGGCAACGCGGCGGGCUUCACAGAGGGACUCGCAAAAGGAGUCGCCAAGCCUGCUCAAGGGGAGAGAACGAAGUCCCUUUGGCGACGAGAAUGCCACGCAGGACUGA
Lasiosphaeria miniovina is the source of this 1167-nucleotide messenger RNA. RefSeq lists its product as uncharacterized. NCBI's taxonomy places the organism in Eukaryota, Fungi, Ascomycota, Sordariomycetes, Sordariales, Lasiosphaeriaceae. The record is from RefSeq and is a predicted model, not a curated record. The annotation marks the transcript as partial. The transcript has a single exon.